AUGGCAGCCAUAGGUGCCAUAGCUGCCAUAGGCACCAUAGGCGCCAUAGGCUCCGCAGGGAUCUUCUUGGCAGCUGGGUUCCCAGGUCUGGAUGGACUUGGGAUCAAUACCAGAGACCUCUUUUCAAGCGUAAGUUUCAAAAAUCAUCAUACUAGUGUCGUUGAACCAACUAGCAUUUACUAAACAAUUCUUAGUCCGAACGGCAACCAUCCUCUUCCCGUGACAAGAGGAUGCGUAUACACAAUACCAGAAAGUCGAGCCAACGUUUUCGCAUCAGAUCUCAAGCGAUGGAAAAGUACUGCCACCAAAUACCCAGACAGAAUGGUAUACCACAAUCUGGUGGAACCUGCCAUUUUUGCCAGUUGAUUACGGUGUUCUUACUUUUGAUUGCGGUUGGGAGUCUCGCUGUUGGUGUUUGGCGUACAUUCUUGACGGGCGAUGAGGGCAAAGGAUUCACGGAUGCAGGUUGGUUUGCUACUGUUGGGAGUACGCUAUACGUAGUUAUGGACAGGGUACAUGGGAAGUGCGAUUUCAUAAAGAACGGAUUAAAGUAG
Hymenoscyphus albidus is the source of this 554-nucleotide messenger RNA. The record is from the annotation of a GenBank genome assembly. NCBI's taxonomy places the organism in Eukaryota, Fungi, Ascomycota, Leotiomycetes, Helotiales, Helotiaceae.